AUGCAGUCCUCUAUCCUGCGCGCUCGCGCGCCCAUCUCGCGCCUUGCAUCCCGCAUUCCUAGCUCCGGCACUCGGGCUAUGGGCACAUAUGCCACUUUCAAGAUCCCCCAGAUCAACAACGAGCCCAACAAACACUACGUUCCUGGCUCACCAGACCGCAAGGGUCUUGAGGAUGCCCUGGCAAGCUACAAGAAGAGCGCCCCGUUGAACGUGCCUCUGGUUGUUGCCGGCAAGGAGCUUAAGGGCUACGAAACUUUCACUCAGAGCAACCCCGCAUCCCACGCUCCCGUGGCCACUUACUCCAAUGCCACUAAGGCCGAUGUCCAGGCUGCGAUUGACUCAGCCCUCGCAGCUCGCAAGUCUUGGGCCGACACUCCCUUCGCUGAGCGUGCCAGCAUCUUCCUCAAGGCCGCCGAUCUGAUUGCCACCAAGUACCGUUACGACAUCAUGGCUCUGACCAUGCACGGUCAGGGAAAGAACGCAUGGCAGGCUGAGAUCGACUCCGCCGCCGAGCUGGUUGACUUCUUCCGAUUCGGCGUGAAGUACGCCGAGGAGGUCUACGCUCAGCAGCCUUCCCACAACUCCCCCGGUGUGUGGAACCGCACCGAGUACCGCCCUCUGGAGGGUUUCGUGUACGCCAUCAGUCCUUUCAACUUCACUGCUAUUGGCGGUAACUUGGCUGGUGCUCCCGCUCUGAUGGGUAACGUUGUUAUCUGGAAGCCCUCCCCCGCCGCCAUUGCCUCCAACUGGCUGGUGCACCAGAUCCUCCUCGAGGCCGGUCUGCCCAAGGAUGUCAUCCAGUUCGUCCCCGGUGAUGCCGAGGAGGUGACCAGCACCGUUCUGGAGAGCCGUGACUUCGCUGCUCUUCACUUCACCGGAAGCACUGAUGUCUUCCGUAUGCUGUACGGCAAGAUCUCCCAGGGUGUGGCGGAUGGCAAGUACCGCAGCUACCCCCGCAUCGUUGGCGAGACCGGUGGCAAGAACUUCCACUUGGUCCACAAGUCCGCCGACGUGCGCAACGCCGCGGUCCAGACCGUUCGUGGUGCUUUCGAAUUCCAGGGCCAGAAGUGCAGUGCCACUUCUCGCGCCUACAUCGCCUCUUCCAUCGUCGAGGACUUCACUCAGCAGGUUGUCGCCGAGGUCCAGAAGAUCAACGUCGGCGAGCCCACCGAGUUCACCAACUUCUGCGGUCCCGUCAUCCACGAGGGCUCCUUCAACAAGCUCGCCGGUGUCAUCGACGAGGCCAAGAAUGACCCCGAGCUUGAGCUCCUGGUCGGUGGAUCCUACGAUUCCUCCAAGGGAUGGUACAUCCAGCCUACCGUUUACCGUACCACCAACCCCGACCACCCCCUUCUGUCCCGUGAGCUCUUCGGUCCCGUUCUCGUCAUCCACGCCUACAACGACGCCACCGAGGCCGAUUUCACCAAGAUCUGUGACAAGAUCGACAGCACCAGCACCUACGGUCUGACUGGUUCCGUGUUUGCUCAGGACCGCGCCGCCGUCCAGGUUGCCGAUGAGGCCCUCCGCAACGCCGCUGGUAACUUCUACAUCAACUGCAAGAGCACUGGUGCCGUUGUUGGCCAGCAGCCCUUCGGUGGUGCUCGUGCCAGUGGUACCAACGACAAGGCCGGUAGCGCCAACCUGAUGACUCGCUUCGUCAGCCUCCGCUCCAUCAAGGAGGAGUAUGUUCCCACAUACACCGUUGCCUACCCCAGCAACGCCAACUAA
Messenger RNA from Penicillium olsonii, 1728 nucleotides. Lineage: Eukaryota; Fungi; Ascomycota; Eurotiomycetes; Eurotiales; Aspergillaceae. The record is from the annotation of a GenBank genome assembly.